AUGGCCCAGGCAUCACCCGCAAAUGGCUCCGAUCAACCCGUGCAGCGAUCACCACUCAUCACGGAACCGCUUUCUAACCACCCGGUUGAAACAAUGCUGGCCGCCUGCCGCGCUGCGAUCGCCAACGGAGAGGACGUCAACGCUCUUGAUACUCUUCCGCACGUAGGGCACAACGCAGGACGGCCACUUGACGCCUGCCUACGACAAACCCACAUGCCCGGCAAGAAAUCUAUCGUUGAGAACCUCCCAGUGAUCGAAUUGCUCGUAGAGCACGGAGCUGAUCCACGGCUGUUUUCGAGGUCAGUCGGAGUUACGGGGAUCCCGAUUGUGCUUGCGCGACGGUAUGCUGUGGAUGAAGAAGAGAAAGAGGAGCACAGGGCGUUCUGGAAGCAUCUUUUGGGGCUAUUUGAGGAGGCUGUUGUGCGGAUCGAUGCGAAGAAGAAGGUGGAGACGGAGGGGGACGGCUGA
Paraphaeosphaeria sporulosa is the source of this 468-nucleotide messenger RNA. RefSeq lists its product as uncharacterized. The record is from RefSeq and is a predicted model, not a curated record. The coding region runs from base 1 to 468 and encodes 155 amino acids. The transcript has a single exon. Lineage: Eukaryota; Fungi; Ascomycota; Dothideomycetes; Pleosporales; Didymosphaeriaceae.